ACAAAUGGUUCCGGAACCAUUUGUAGCCUAUUCUCAUCCAUAAUCACACUUGCCCACCCAUGAACAAUAAUGUAGAACCCAUAUACACCCAAUUCAACUCUGUUGCCCAUUCGAAUUGACAGUUGUGCAAAUUUCAGCCCUGCGGAAGCUUGUGUCCUUUUCCGGAACUCCCUACUGCCUCGCAGCCGUGAAUUCUGAGAUUCUGGUCAAGUUAUGCUUCCAAGAGGGCUGCACGGAGCGAUUUUCCAAAGCGUGAGUGAAAAGAAUGCAGUCAGCUGAGGUCACACUUCCAGAUUCCGAGAGGGCUUUCAGGAUGCGAGUGAGAGUGUGUGAAGGUCUUGCUCGAGUAAAACAUAUUUUUCUAUGCGAUCCAGCUUUUAUGUCGAUUUCUGACCCAUGGAUUUAUAAAUCACGGGAUCGCUGAGACUGAGCAUACGUGCGAGAAUUGAGAACCCGAGCAGCAGGGGUGGUGCAGAGAUUAUGCAUACGCAAGACGAGGACGUUGCCACUGCACAUGUUGCCAAACGAGCUCUCGCCGUCGUUAAUGACGACAAACACGUUGAGGCUUACUACAUGGGAUGGCAUGAAGCGCAAUCGAAUCCCUACGAUGCAGUGCAAAAUCCUGGAGGAUGCAUCCAACUCGGCUUGUCAGAGAACACGUUGUCUCUUGAUCUGCUCGACGAUUGGUUUUCCACUCACAGUACGGCUCCAGCUCUGGAGCUAGAAAACGUCCUCAACUUCAAGGCUAUUGCGGGCUACCCGGAUGUUUACCAUGGUCUGCUUAUUUUUCGAAAUCUAAUGGCAAACUUCAUGAAUGAGCUCUAUGGUGGAGCAGUAUCUUUUGAUCCCGAAAAAAUGGUCAUAACUACGGGUGCAACUUCAGCUAUUGAGAUCCUGGCGUUCUGCCUGGCUGACCCCGGCGAUGUCUUUCUAGUUCCAGCACCUUACUAUCCAGGAUUCGAAAGGGAUAUCAGGUUUCGCAGCCAGGUGGACCUUGUGCCUGUUCCAAGCUUCAGUUCAGACGGGUUUGCCGUGACAAGGGCAGCUCUAGAGCAGGCAUUCGAGGAUGCUGUCAGCCGUGGACGCAAGGUGAAGGCUGUUCUGAUGACGUCACCGUCAAAUCCCCUCGGUAUGACAUACAGUCGAGACCAGCUAUCUGUGAUUCUCGACUUCAUCGGCCAGAAAGACAUGCAUCUCAUUUGCGAUGAGAUAUACGCAGGUUCAGUUUUCGGCACCACUGAGUUUAUCAGCAUUGCUGAGCUUGUAAUGCCACCUCGUGUCGACCCUAACCGGGUUCACAUCAUAUACGGCCUGUCAAAAGUUCUAGGCAUCCCUGGAUUUCGUGUUGGACUCCUGUAUUCCUGGAACAGUCUUGUCCUGGAUGCAGCAAAGAAGCUCACUCGCUUCAGCUCUGUGCCAACCCUCACUCAGCAGAUUCUAAUUUCUCUCUUGUCCGAUACACACUUUCUUCGACUGUUUCUAUCUGAGAAUCUCAAAAGACUACAACAGAGAUGGAGACUCGUAAGCCAUGGAUUGCAAGAAGCCGGGUUAGAGUUUGUGAAUUGCACGGCUGGGUUCUUUUGCUGGGUCAACAUCGGCAAGGUUGCAUCCGUGCAGACCAAAGAGCAAGAACUAGAACUGUGGAGUAAGUUGCUUCACGUGGAAGGUUUAAACGUCACUCCUGGAUCAGCCUGUCAGUGCUCAGAGCCUGGUUGGUUCAGGCUCUGCUUUGCUUACGUUGACGAUCAAACUAUGAGUGUUGCACUCGAUCGUAUCAAGAGAUUCACAGCUUCUCUCUAGCAAAAUACUCUGGAUCAUGGUAUUGAUGAAUGUAGUCUCAAGACGGAGUACCUUUUCAGCACUGCCAAGAUCUAGGACACUCGUCAAGUCAAUCAGUCGCGAUUAUGUGGACGAGAUGCGAGAGAAUGAGAUAUGCUUUCGGAAGCCGGAGUAACAGCUUGGGCUUUGAAUUUGAGUCCUGAGGUAUCACUAGACACGAAGGGUUGAGUGUCUCACUCGAUCGCCCUCGGAUGUAGGCUUGUUUACAUGCGAUGUGGAGUUUCUCAGUGCCACCGUGAAUGGUCGGACUUAUGGAUUACCCAGAACAGUUUAAUUUUAUCCCUGUCC
Molecule: messenger RNA, 2127 nt
Organism: Marchantia polymorpha subsp. ruderalis
Lineage: Eukaryota; Viridiplantae; Streptophyta; Marchantiopsida; Marchantiales; Marchantiaceae
Source: the annotation of a GenBank genome assembly